Monascus purpureus is the source of this 1956-nucleotide messenger RNA. NCBI's taxonomy places the organism in Eukaryota, Fungi, Ascomycota, Eurotiomycetes, Eurotiales, Aspergillaceae. The record is from the annotation of a GenBank genome assembly.
AUGGGAUUGGGCCAAUCCACUGAGGGCGCUGGCGCAGUGUCGUCACCAGAGGAAUUGAGUUACGUCCUGGCUGAACGCUUUGCCGUCAAAUGCUUUACCUCGCUGGAGUUGACUCAUUUCAAAGACAACUUCUUCAGCCGCGCCAGGGACAAUGCCGGACUGAAGUAUUGGGAUGAACAGACCCUGUCCGAUUUCCUGGGCAUUCCGGACGGCGUUGGGGCUUCUUCUGGUCCGGCGACUCACGACAGUCCUCUUGAUGCCGGCCCCGUUGUCUUUCGCAUGGCUUCGUAUCUGGGUGCCUUUCCCUUUCAGAGCACCAUGGCCCCAAGUGUGCUGACGUUCGAGGCGAUGGUCAAGGUCGUCGUGUUGCUGACGGAACGAUAUGGCAAGGUGUUACGGCGAGGACGUAAGGAUAGGAUCCGCUUGUUGUUUGGGAGUCUUGCCGAUGUGGGGAGGAAGGACACGGGUCGACCAACGGACGACAAGGACAAGGGUCCAAAAGACGGCAAUGCAUCUUUACCGACUAGCUCGCAUGUGUCCGGGUUUGCGGUAGAUGAACCAGGCGAUGAUGAUGACGAAGAGGACGAGGAUGACCUUGCGCUCGCGGCUUUGGAAUCACUCGAUGCGAUCGAGGUGUUUAAACAUGACCAGCGCGUUCACAGAGGCACAUACGAGGCUCGCAUAUCUCUCGACACGUUCCAUCGCCUCCUGAUGCUCUUGCUUGUUAUUGCACCCUUGAAAGCACUGGAUCCUGCUUCCUGGUACACCUGCGACCUCAGCAUGCAGCGCAUGAAAAUGGUUCAGAAACAAGCUGACAGUAUUAUGGCGGCGUUUGCCCCGAAGGAUGCAAGUGAUGGAAUAAGCUACACGGCAUUUCAAAAAGCGGUUUCCUCUUCUCUGCCCUAUCUUUUCGACCCAUUAACGCCGUUAUUUGAACACUUCCUUUUCAGCAAGAACCUGGACCUCAGCCAACGGCGUGACAGAGGGGAGUCUGUUCCUUCUGAUAAGGUGGAAAAAUCCCAUAAAACUUCCUCCCCUCCCCCGUCGUCACCUUCUAUAACGCUUCCGGGAAGCUUCGAAUCCUCGGUCCUGAAUCAAAGCGUUAUGGCCCACAUCUCCUUUUUCCUCACCUGCUCUCCCUCAGGCCAGAAUCUAUUCCGUAGCGGUGCACGCCUCCAUCCGGUCUUCUCUGCGUCCGAACAUGGCUCGUCGUUGACGUCCUUUUCCCAUCAUGUCCUCACCUGGCAGUCGGCGACGCUUCUUGUCCUCCAAGGUACUUCUACUCAGGGAUCAUCUGACCAAGGCAAAGGUCUGAUAACUCUGGGAAUAUAUCUACCAGAACCAUGGAAAUCAUCCUCGUCAACUCAUGCAUCUUCCUCUUGCAAACCCCAAGAUCCACAACCCCUCCCUUGUCUCUUUCAGCUCUCCCCAAAGCACAUGCUGCUUCAAGGAAACCCGGCUCUCCCACCCGACAAACCUAAUACCCCUGCAGCAUACUUCUCCACACACUCCGGCAUAGCAAUAGGAUGCCAGAUCCCUCCCCCAGCUCGCAGCCAGCACCUCAAGCCCACACCACACGGAGCAGGCUCCCUCAUCAUCGACACGAGUCUGGAAACCGCUGAAUUAUACAUUUCCCCUAUCCGCAGAGACGGCGUCUUUCUCCCUCACUUAACAACAUUGGAGAAGGCUGGCGAUACCAUAACGAAAACCUGCAUCGAAAUCUACAGUCUGGAGGUGUGGGGCUUUCUCUUCCCGGAUCCUGAUGAGUCGGGAUCAAUGCCUGACGCGGUGGAGUUGCAAAGAGCCAUGUGGAAUUUUGAAGCAAGAGAAGCGGAGCGCAGGAGGAAUAUUAACCUGAAGGUUGGAGGAGAUCCUUCUGCUCUCGAGAAUGCGAGGUGGUUGCUUGAGACGGCUGGGUUGGUGGGUGGGGGUGGGAGGAGCGGUGGGAGUGUUUGA